Molecule: messenger RNA, 1407 nt
Organism: Meyerozyma guilliermondii ATCC 6260
Lineage: Eukaryota; Fungi; Ascomycota; Pichiomycetes; Serinales; Debaryomycetaceae
Gene: ATF1
Product: Atf1p
Exons: 1
Coding region: 1-1407 (468 amino acids)
Molecular function (GO): N-acetyltransferase activity
Source: RefSeq, a predicted model, not a curated record
AUGACUUCUCGUGCUCUUAGUCAGUUUGAGAACUUUUAUCGGUGUCGAACGGCAAGUGAUUUUUACAAGAACUUUCAGGUUACUGCCAGUUAUUCUCAGGAUAUUACAUUCGAGCUCUUGUAUAAGGCAUUGCGGAAAACCGUACUAGAUUAUCAUAUAUUGGUUUGUAACAUCUUUCGUGACAAUGAUUGUUGUAUUUACAGACCUAUCGAACAUGCCUGGUUCAAGGACGUUGUUAUAGAAGAAGAUGAAGCCAAAUACUUGGUCAAUGGCAUCAUAACUGAAGACUAUAUGAAAAUGAUUAAUGAGAUCACUUUUCAGUUGUAUACUGAAACCCCAUUAUUUCGAGUGGUUGUGCUUGGAAAGAGACACUUGACCGUUGUUCUCGAGCACACCAUAGCUGAUGGGCUAGUUGGAAACUAUUUUCACGAGAUUUUGGUUGAGAAUCUUGCUUUUGUCGAUGAUCCAAAUAACGCACAGUUGCUCCAAAAUGAGUACAAUAUUGAACCAAUUGAGGAUGUAUGGCAAACCAGCAUCUUUGAUGCAAACAAAGAUGAGCCCAAGAACUCUCUUCCACCUCCGAUAGAUCCAUUCAUGGCGCCGGCUCACCUUGAUUAUACCUAUGGAGACAGUGAAUAUUUUGACAAGGUUCUUCCCGAAGGAUUUUCCAAAAAAUGGGAGGGUAUACUAGUUGCUUCUCGUGAAGCCAGGUUGUCUUUCAAAUUCAUUCAUUUUGAUCCACAACAGACCAAGCUUAUACUUGCAGCUUGCAAGAAAAAUGGAGUCACCGUAACUUCAUACUUGACAAUUACAUUGGCUGUGACAUUGAGUCCAUUGACAGACCAAACAUGCUACACCACCCACAAAGUUGCUACAGCUUUGCGGAGACAUAUCACACUUGAGAACAGUUUACCCAUCUAUAAACCCUUCUUCAAGGACCCCACAUACAAGAUUCUUGGGUCUUCCGCAAUUGGAUAUGCUAUUAAUCUUCCAUCGCUCGAUUCAUUUAGCUGGGAAUUGGUCAAGCAGGCGAACAAAAGCAUUGCUCUAGGUGCCUCCAAUAGAAGAGGACUCAACACGUCUUAUGGGUUUUUCCAGACCGCCAGCAUGGUGGAAGAUAAUCGGAGCUUCUUUGAGCUGGGUUUGGGAAAGCCAAAGGCCGAUACCGUCAAAGUGUCCAAUUUGGGACUUGUAAAGACACCAGAAUAUUUAUCAGGAGACAAAUCGUGGAGCAUUCGAGACCUCUAUUUUUCACAAGACGUUUCUCCUUCGGCAGCAGAAUUCCAGUUGAAUGCCAUAUCCACCAAGGACGGCUUGAACUUGGUAUUCAGCUACUUUGCUAAUAUUGAAGGUCUCCAUACGAAGUUGCAAAAGAAUAUUUUGGAGUUUGCACGAUAUGAAAAUUAG